AUGGCUAGUGAGGAGGAGAGUGUUCUUGUUCUAGUGCAUUGCUCUGGAAAAAUUAAAAAAAGCAAAAGAUAUGGUGUGAAGUUCACUGAUAGAGAACCGGUGAGUGUUUUCAUCAGUUCAACAAGCACGUUGUCAGAUCUAAAGAACAGCAUUUUACAGAAGCUUGGGAUUUCUGGUAGCAAGUUUGUGAAGAAGUUAUUCUACAAGAUUCCCAUCGCAGUUGUCUCGACCCGGGUUCAGUAUGACACCUUUGUGCUAGCGGCUGAUGAAGACAUUAGGGUUCUGUUCCAUUGUGUCAGAAGUUUUCCAGAGGUCAGAAUACACGAGUUAUUCGCAAAGUUGGAUGUUGGGGUGGAUAGUUCUGGGGCAUCAGCUCCAUUACAUAACUCAAGUGGCGUAGGAGGUGCGUCUUGUUCGAUGCCUGUGAUAGCACCGUCCGUUCCGCUAGUGGCAUCCCCAUCAUUCGCGGCUGAUUUAGAUCGAAUGGAGGCUAUUGGUUCUGCACCUUUGCAGGAUCCAAGGGUCCGUGGGCAGGCAUAUGAGGUGGACACCGGUGGAGGCUUGAUUCCUGAUGUGCAAGGAUUUGGGGAACCUGAUCGAGUAGAGAACGCAAUGUAUGAUGAUGAGUCUGACCAGGAGUCUGUAGAUAUCAUUGGGGACAGUGAUGAUGACACAGCUGGCAAUCCACCUACACAGCAUGGGGCUUCAAGUUCUGGCACUCAGCAGUACCCUCCACACUUCUCGACUCUAAACUUGGAGGCUCUGGGUGAACAGGCGGUGGAUGGUGGUCCCACAGUUGGUGGCUCUUCUACGGAAUUUCAGAUUGGGCAGUCAUUCCAAAAUAAAGAAGAGGCUGUGCUGAGUGUGAAGGACUACAACAUCCGUCGAGGUGUUGAGUACAGAGUCAUCGAAUCAGAUCAUCUGAAAUAUCAUGGAAAAUGCAAGGAGUUUGGCAAGGGUUGCACUUGGUUGAUUCGCGUAGCGCUCCGUGCACGCAAGGGCACUUGGGAGGUUCGGAGGUACAACGGCCCACACACUUGCUUGGCUACGUCUAUAUCGAGUGAUCACCGUCAGCUGGAUUACCACGUUAUUUGUGCGAGGAUUCUUCCGUUGAUUAGGACAGAUGCUGCAGUUACGGUAAAGGUAUUGCAACAAGCUACAGAAGCAGACUACGGUUUCAGGCCUAGUUACAUGAAGGUUUGGCUAGCCAAACAGAAGGCAGUGGCACAAAUAUAUGGAGAUUGGGAAGAAUCGUAUGCGGAGUUGCCACGUUGGAUGCUAGGGGUAUAG
Messenger RNA from Arachis duranensis, 1290 nucleotides. RefSeq lists its product as uncharacterized. The record is from RefSeq and is a predicted model, not a curated record. Bases 1 to 1290 code for a protein of 429 amino acids. The transcript has a single exon. NCBI's taxonomy places the organism in Eukaryota, Viridiplantae, Streptophyta, Magnoliopsida, Fabales, Fabaceae.